Drosophila mauritiana is the source of this 1085-nucleotide messenger RNA. RefSeq names its product peritrophin-44. Bases 24 to 1055 code for a protein of 343 amino acids. The transcript has 2 exons. Gene Ontology annotation, cellular component: extracellular region. The record is from RefSeq and is a predicted model, not a curated record. Gene Ontology annotation, molecular function: chitin binding. NCBI's taxonomy places the organism in Eukaryota, Metazoa, Arthropoda, Insecta, Diptera, Drosophilidae.
GAACAGUUGGCGGUCUUACCAAAAUGAGAGUUCCGCCAUGUGGAUUCCACUUGGGUGUCGUUUUGGCCAUUCUCGCGGAGAUUAGAGGAUUUUCGAUGGAGGACAAGUGCAAAUUGUGGGCUGGAACCGGCUAUAUUGGCGAUCCCAGUGACUGCCAGGCCUGGGGAUAUUGCCAGGACAACAAACUCAUCGAUAGGCGUAGCUGCACUGAAGGAUUACUAUACAGUUUCCGAAAUGGCACCUGCAAGAGGGCAUCGGAUACGAUUUGUCAGUCCCAGCUCUCGGAGAUUUGCGCCAGCCUCGAGCCGUGGAAUUACGUGGCCAAUCCGGCUGAUUGUCGGAGAUUCGUCAAGUGCGCGGAUUUGGAUGAUCCCACUUGGGGCGACUGUGGUGUGGGCCAGGUGUUUAGCAACAAGAAGCAGACCUGCCUCGAGGAGGUUGCCGGCUGUCCACAGGAUAAUAUCUGCUCCCAUAUGAAAGAUGGCUCCUUUGUGGGCGAUCCCAAGAGCUGUCAAAGCUACUACAAAUGCCAUAAUGGAUUUGGCACACUGUUGAAUUGCUCCGUUGGGCGAUACUUUAACCGUAAAUCGGGUAAUUGCCAAUCCUGGGUGCCGCAUUACUGUUCCAAGGAUGAUGAGGAGAACUUGUUAACGCCACCAUCCACGGACCAUAAUAUCUGCUCCAAGUAUUAUCCACGGGAUAGAGAUGGAGUGCAGCUCCUGCCGGAUCUGAUGACCUGUUACGGAUACUACUCCUGCACCUCCCAGUUCGACGUGGGCCAGUGGAGCAGCUGUCCUUGGGGAAUGCACUUUGAGUGGUGGAGCCAGCGGUGUGCCUCGCCGAAGGACAAUAGCUGCUCCUACGAUCGCUGCGCCAAUAGGAACCAACUAAUGGUGUCCACCAUUAACACGAACUGCAGGGAAUUCACGAUCUGCCAGGAUAAUCGUUCGAUGAGCUCGCAAAAGUGUCCCGACGACUAUCCAUAUUUCAAUGAGCUAUUGGGACAGUGCACCGAUAAAUAUCCCAAUCAUAGGGUGUGCUAUAUGGAUGGAUAAAUUUCAUCAAAUUAUUACAAAUUAAUAAUC